Candoia aspera is the source of this 4429-nucleotide messenger RNA. Its product is annotated as cytochrome P450 1A1-like. Lineage: Eukaryota; Metazoa; Chordata; Lepidosauria; Squamata; Candoiidae. Gene Ontology annotation, molecular function: oxidoreductase activity, acting on paired donors, with incorporation or reduction of molecular oxygen, reduced flavin or flavoprotein as one donor, and incorporation of one atom of oxygen; heme binding; steroid 17-alpha-monooxygenase activity. The record is from RefSeq and is a predicted model, not a curated record. Bases 92 to 1612 code for a protein of 506 amino acids. The transcript has 7 exons. Gene Ontology annotation, biological process: hormone biosynthetic process; progesterone metabolic process.
CAGGCGUUGAUCUCCACUUUGCUUAGAUACGACUCUAGCCCAACCCCUUGCUAAGGCACCAGGUCUGGAAAGGCUCAGAUCCUUUCUGAAAAUGAGUUUUGCAAUUGAGGAAGUUUCCUUUUCAGAGGUGAUGAUUGCUUUCUUUACUAUAGUAUUAAUCUUAAUCUAUGUACGAUUUUUAACAAAGAGCAAACAACCACUUCCACCAGGACCUUGGUCACUACCUAUUUUGGGGAAUCUUCUCCAGCUUGGAGAGAAUCCUUAUGUUUUCUUUGAUCAGAUGAGGAAGAAAUACGGAGAUGUGUUUCAGAUACAGCUUGGAAUGGUUCCUGUUGUGGUUGUUAAUGGGCUGGAUGCUGUAAAACAAGUGCUGCUGAAAGAUGGAGAAAGUUUUGCUGGCCGACCUGAUAUGCACACCUUUUCUUUUUUUGCCAAUGGUGAGAGCUUAUCAUUUUCAGUGAAGUUUGGAGAGAGUUGGAAGCUGCAGAAAAAGAUUGCUGUCAAGGCAUUAAGGUCACUUGCCAAGUCUGAAGCCAAGUCCUCCACUUGUUCUUGUCUUCUUGAAGAGCAUGUUUGUGCUGAGGCAUCAGAACUGGUAAAAACUUUUUUAGAACUCUCAAAGAAAGGGAGCUUUGAUCCUGUUGUGGUGACAACCUGUACUGUGGCCAAUGUUGUCUGCGCCCUCUGCUUUGGCAAGAGGUACAGCCGCAAUGAUGAACAGUUUCUGAGUGUGAUUAAACUGAGUCAUGAUCUGAUAAAAAUCACAGGUGUCAUCAAUCCAGCUGAUUUCAUACCAUGUCUUCGUUAUCUUCCACUUCCUGCUGCAAAGGUUGCUCGCGUGUUUUUUGGAAAAUUCAAUAACUUUGUUGCACAGCAUGUGGAAGACCAUUAUGUCACAUACGAUAAGAAUAUUUUCAGAGACGUCACUGAUGCCUUAAUUAAUGUUAGCAAUGAAAGAAAAGCAGUUGAGAAAACUGUAACCUUAUCAAAUGAAGAAAUAAUAAUUACUGUCAAUGACAUCUUUGGAGCUAGUUUUGGUACACUGUCAUCAUGCUUUCAGUGGAUAUUUCUGUACCUGAUAAACAACCCAGAAAUUCAGACAAAAAUUCAAGAAGAAAUUGAUGGAAACAUUGGGAUAAGACCUCCAAGGUUUGAAGACCGAAAAGACUUGCAUUAUAUAGAAGCUUUCAUCAAUGAAGUCUUCAGGCACACCUCUUUUAUUCCAUUCACCAUUCCUCACUGUACUACCAAAGACACCGUUCUCAAUGGGUACUAUAUUCCAAAAAAUACCUGUACGUUCAUUAAUAUGUAUCAAGUUAAUCAUGACGAAAACUUGUGGAUAGACCCUGACUUGUUUAAACCACAGAGAUUUUUGAAUGAAAAUGGUGAACUCAACAAGAGCUUGGUUGAAAAGGUUUUGAUCUUUGGAAUGGGGCUCCGAAAAUGCUUGGGAGAAGAAGUUGCACGUAAUGAGAUCUUUGUUAUCCUCACCACUGUCUUGCAGCAGCUGAGACUGGAGAAAUUACUUGAAGAUCAGCUAGAUAUAACACCAGUAUAUGGACUGUCUCUUACACCUAAACCCUAUAGAAUUUGUGUGUCAGUGCGUGCUUGACUUGAAGAAGAAUAUGAGGAAGGAACAGCUUUGCUUUCAUCACCUACUGAUUGUGUGAAAUAAUGUAAUACAAAGCUGCUGUUUCAAAGUUAAUUUUUUUCCAAAUGCAUUGGAUGUCAGCUCCUAUCUCUCUAAUAGAAAUAGAAAGCCCAACAUAUCUAAAGGGCAUCAAUUUCAAAAAGGCUAUUAUAAAGUCAGCCUAUGAUUGUACAGAGUAUUUGUACUUAUAACUAUGCUGUUUUAUAAAUCAUACUUUUAUCACUUUAUGCUUAUAAUGUGAGAUUAGCUGGAUGUCAGUCCUGGUUUGUCAUUAAUAAGUUCCUUGUACAUCUUUCUUUCUUUCCAUGCUAGACAAAUAGCUUAUAGAAGAGGGACAAUUCAGAUGGGAAAUCAGCAGUAUCAUAGCUUGAUAUAUCAUGUAUCCAAAAAUCGACUUUUAAACAUUUUUGUCAGCUGUGCAAGGUAGUCAGACAAGAAGUACACUCAGGAGUGCUAGCUCUAUCUUUACUGUAAGGUUACAUUAACAGAAUCUUCCAAGUCUGAAAGUACCUCUCCUGUCCCUCACUUCUACUCUCCCGAAACUAGGGAGGGUCCCUUCUGAUACACUUUCACCACCCCUCUUCCUUCAGUCUCAAAUUUCUAGGCUGCGGCUCUUCCUCCUGUCUCCAAGAUCAUUCACACACACCAUUACAAUUUUAAAAGAUGUAGGUGAUCCACUCAUGGAAUUCCAGAUGACACGCCCAUUUUGGCUUUCAGCUGCUGAAUAAACUUGUUUGAACAGGAGGUAAUUCCAUUCUCUCAUCUUUAUCCUGAUAAGAUUAGAUGGAUAAAAGUUAGAAAAGUAAAAUUUAUAUAAACAUAUUUUCUAGGUCUUAUACUAGGCUUCUUCUCCAAUUAUGCACAUUCUAACAUCCAAUUUCAUGGGCAUAGCAGGCUUAUAGUCACUGAGUGAUGGUAUUAUAUGUUAACAUGAAGGGAGGGAAGAUGUGUACAGAGCGAAAAAUGAGAAGAGGGACAGCUAUAUUCUCAUGCUAUGCUAGAGAAUAAGGUUCAGAAAGAAUAAACCAAAUAUGUAAUGUAAAAUAGGAAUUUUACAUAAAAGUUCAGGGAAUGGGAGCCUCUAUAUGUAACUGCGGGACUGAAACUUUUCCAGCAGCUGUAUCAUAUGUAGGCAGUAUCUUGUCCCUUCAGCCUGAUGCAUGUGAAGAUAAACAUCUGCAGAGGGAAAGAGAAAUUCUGGCAUCUGCAGAAAUAAUAAAGAGGUACACUGAGAUCUCAUGGUUUAACUGAAGGUAAUUAUCAGGGGUUGUAUGUAGACAGACAGUGUUUAGCCUUAAGGGUUAUGAUGUCUAGGGUUAGAAACCCUAACCCUAGCUCACUCAUACCUGUGUACUCUACUUGAGUUGUUCGGUAAUGAGCAUAUAUAAACCUCUUCCCACAUCAUUCUGUGGGCCUAAAUUAUACCACAAGACCAUGAUACCUUCUUGAACAGGCUGUCAGAGUUAGGAUGUGGGGGCACUGUACUAUGGUGGUUCCUCUCCUACUUGGAGACCAUUUCCAGAAGAUGGUGCUGGGGGAUUCUUUUCUGCCGCAUGGUAGUUGCGUUAUGGAGUCCCUCCGGGACUCAUUUUAUUCCCUAUGCUCUUUAACAUCUACAUGAAACCCUGGGAGAGGUCAUCCAAAGUGCCAUCAGUAUGCAGAUAUCCAAAUCUACCUUGGGUGAAGUGGUUGGUAUUCUGAACCAAUGCUUGGCAAAGUAAUAGACUGGAUGAGGGCCAAUGAACAGACUCAGUCCAGACAAGAUGAAGAUACUGAUUGUGAGUGGUGGAUCUGUCCAGUUGAGUGGUGCCCUGCCUGUCCUGGAGGGGUCUGCAUUUACCUGAAGUGAACAGGUUUGCAAUUUGAGGCUGCUCCUAGAUCUAUCACUUUCAUUAGAAGCUGAGGUGGCCUUGGUGGCCUGGAGUACCUUUUAUCACUUUUGGCUAACUGCGACCUUACCUGGACAAAGGCAGCCUCACAACAGUUACUCACACACUCAGUAAUUAUGUGAAUGGGUUGGAUUAUUUCAAUGUGUUGGAAAUGAGGCUGUCUUUGAAAAUGGUCCAGGAACUUUAGAUCAAAAUAGAGUGGCUAGACUGCUCAUUAGGACUGGCUGAUACAAAUAUAUUAUGCCAGGUCUUCACCAUCUACAAUGGUUGCUGGUCCAUUUCUGGACUCAGUUCAAAAUUCUGGCUUUGAUCUUUAAAGCCAUAAACAGCUUAGGACCAGAUUACCUGAAGGAGUACCUAUCCAGACCUUGAGAUCAUCUAAUGAAACCCUCUUCCAGAUCUCCUUACCAAAAAGGGUGAGAUGACCCUUUAUAAGAGGAAGAGCUUUUUCUCUGGUGGCACUCCGUUUAUGGAAUUCCUCCCCAGAGAGCUUGACUAGCUCCCACAUUAGCAUCAUGUUAGCACCUGAUGAAGAUUUUUCUGUUUUCCCUGGCUUGUUAACUGGCUUUUACUUGUAUUUUACUUAUAAUUUAGUUCAUACUGUUUUAAUUUUCAAAUGACCGCUUGCAGCUUCCUAGUUUAUAUGGUGUUUUUAUUUUGCAUUUUAUUUGAUUUUAUUGUAUACAUUUUUAUUCAAAUAGUAUUUUUAGCAUAUUUUAUUGUAAACUACCCAGAGAGAUUUGGCUAUUGGGUGGUUUAAAAAGUAUAAUAAAUAAAAAUAAAUACCAUGGGAAACUGUUUCCAUCAAUGAAUACUAGUAACUAAUUUUUAAAAACACCCAUUCUAUAUUGGUUGUACCUAACUUUGAAAUAAAAUAUUUUCAACUGUG